Dermochelys coriacea (leatherback sea turtle) is the source of this 1360-nucleotide messenger RNA. RefSeq names its product tripartite motif containing 54 (gene TRIM54). Gene Ontology annotation, molecular function: zinc ion binding. The coding region runs from base 60 to 1208 and encodes 382 amino acids. The record is from RefSeq and is a predicted model, not a curated record. NCBI's taxonomy places the organism in Eukaryota, Metazoa, Chordata, Testudines, Dermochelyidae. The transcript is spliced from 10 exons.
CGGUGGGAGCAGGUGCGGGGCACAGGGCACAGCUGCAGGGGCAGUGCUGGGCCGCGGGGAUGAACUUUGCGGUGGGUUUCAAGCCCAUGCUGGGGGACUCGCACAGCAUGGACAGCCUGGAGAAACAGCUGAUCUGCCCCAUCUGCCUGGAGAUGUUCAGCAAGCCCGUGGUUAUCCUGCCCUGCCAGCACAACCUCUGUCGUAAGUGCGCCAACGACAUCUUCCAGGCUUCCAACCCGCUGUGGCAGUCGCGGGGCUCGAGCUCGGUGUCGUCGGGGGGGCGGUUCCGGUGCCCCUCCUGCCGCCACGAGGUCGUCCUAGACCGGCACGGCGUCUACGGGCUGCAGCGUAACCUGCUCGUGGAGAACAUCAUCGACAUCUACAAGCAGGAGUCCACCAGGCCCCUGCACGCUAAGGCAGAGCAGCAGCUGAUGUGUGAUGAGCAUGAGGAUGAGAAGAUCAACAUCUACUGCCUGAGCUGCGAGGUGCCCACCUGCUCCCUGUGCAAGGUGUUCGGGGCCCACAAGGACUGCGAGGUGGCCCCGCUGCCCAGCGUCUACAAGCGCCAGAAGAGCGAACUGAGCGACGGGGUCGCCAUGCUGGUGGCUGGGAACGACCGUAUCCAGGCCAUUGUGACCCAGAUGGAGGAGAUCUGCAAGGCCAUCGAGGAGAACAGUCGGCGGCAGAAGCAGCAGCUCUGCCAGCGCUUCGACUCCCUGUGCAGCACCCUGGAGGAGCGUAAGAAGGAGCUGGCGCAGCGCAUCAGCCGGGAGCAGGAGGAGCGGGUGAGCCAUGUGCGCUCCCUCAUCCGCCAGUACGGGGAGCACCUGGAGAUCUCCUCCAAGCUGGUGGAGUCGGCCAUCCAGGCCAUGGAGGAGCCCCAGAUGGCUGCGUACCUGCAGCAAUCCAAGGAGCUGCUUAAAAAGAUCACAGACAUGUCGAAGGUGUCAAUGAGCAGCCGCCCAGAGCCCGGCUACGAGAAGAUGGACCACUUCUUUGUCAAUGUGGACUACCUGGCGGAGAUGCUGAGAACCAUCGAAUUCCAGACAGACUCGCUGGGUGAGGAUGACACGGACGGGUUUGCAGGCGGGGAUGGAGGAGACACUGGAGCCGACGAGGAGAGGCCAGAGGGGCCAGAGGCACUAGAAGGGGCCGAAGCAGUGGGGCCCAGGCAGAAGCCAGCAAGCUCCCCGCAUGGUCAGCACUGAGAGCCAGCAAUGCAGGAGGAGUCCACGAGUGAGACCUCCAGGACGUGGUGUCAUCAGCGACCGAUUCCCCCAGCCGAGACUCUGCGUUCCUGGCCCCCUCUCCCCCGGCCGAGACCCUGCAUUCCUGGCCCCCUCUCUCCCGGGCCGGGACC